AUGACCCAGACAAUUCCAUGUGACAAUCCAAGUAAUGAUUGUUGUCAUCCUGUGCCUCCAACAAUUAAUGUUGACGCAGCUUUUAUAGCAUCUAAUAGUUUGGAUGUUAAUAUUGAGGAUGAUGAGGAGCCCUAUGGCACAGCUAGAGCUGUUGAUUCCGAUGAUGACCGGCCAGUUGCACCUUUAAGUGAACAAGAAAUGGAGCUUAUCAGACGUUUUUGUCCUGAUCGUGAUCCACUAGUUCACGAGUUUAGUGACCUCAGUCAUUCUCAAAAUGCUUAUGCAGAGGGAAGAGAUGAUGAGCUGCUGGAGGCUUCUGAGCCUGGUGAGAGUGUGCAAAUUCAGAAGGGCAUGAUCUUUAAUGAUUUGCCCAGCUUAAGAAGGUGGUUGCAACAAUAUUCUGUAAUACGUAAAAGACCCUUCAAGGUGAUGCACUCCCAUGUUGAGCGCCGCUACACGGUUGUGUGUGAGAUGUCAGAUUGCAACUGGAGGGUCUGUGCUCGUAAACAAAAGGCCACCGGGAAGUUUAAGAUCACAAAAAUUGUAGGUCCACACACUUGUGCCCAGACUGACCUUCAACAGAAGCAUCGACAGUUGACCUCUACACUUAUUGCUAGUACGUUAUGCACAACUUUAAAGGGUCAGCCCAACUUGAAGGUCAGAACAAUUAUGGACAUGGCUCAGAAGAUAUUUAAAUAUGACAUAAAGUAUGGCAAAGCAUGGAGGGCAAAGCAAAGGGCCUGGAAGAUGAUAUAUGGGGACUGGGAGGAGGGAUACGAGCAGCUGCCAGCAAUGUUCAAUGCAAUGAAAGCAGCUAAUCCAGGCAUGCAUUACGAGUACAUUCCGAAGCCUAAUGAAUGGAGGAAUGGGAGGCAGAUAUUCUUUCGUGCAUUCUGGUGUUUUCCACAGUGUGUCCAGGCCUUUAGGCACUGCCGUCCAGUGUUAUCAAUUGAUGGUACUUUUCUGCUUGGCAAGUACAUGGGCACUCUUUUGGUAGCCAUUUCCUGUGACGCUGACAACGCAUUGGUUCCUUUGGCUUUUGCUUUGGUGGAGAGAGAGAACAAAGACAGCUGGGGUUGGUUCAUGCGCCUUGUUCGGAUACAUGUCAUUGGCCCACAUAGGGAGGUUGGUGUCAUAUCUGAUAGGCACCAGGGCAUACUCAGUGCCGUACAGGAGCAGAUUCCUGGUUAUGCACCUUUGCACCAUCGUUGGUGUACUAGACACCUUGCAGAGAAUUUACUUCGGAAAGAUGGUACGAAGGACAACUUUCCUCUAUUCGAGGAGGUUGCUCGAAUGCUUGAGGUGCCGUUUUUUGAGGAGAAGUUGGAGCAGUUAAAAACCGCAACAAAUGCAGAAGGUAGGCAGUGGCUGCUAGGUUUGAUGAGGGAACCUGAGAAAUGGACAAGAGCCCAUGAUAAUGGUGGAUGGAGGUACGAGUUUCAGACUAGCAACAUGGCAGAGUCAUUUAAUAGUGUGCUCAAGGGUAUACGUGCCAUGCCAGUCAAUGCCAUUGUAUCUUUUACCUUUUAUAGACUAGUGGCCUGGUUCAACGAUAGACAUGCUCAAGCAUUGCAAUUACAGAGUAAUAAUAUAAAAUGGGCACCUAGAGCUAAGAAGCACCUUGACAAGGCAAAGGAAAGGGCUAGAACACAUGACAUAGAGUGUUUUGACCAUGCCACUGGCAAGUACCAGGUCACUGAAAGGGGUGGUACAACGUCAGAUGGUGAGAUCCGACCAUCAAGGAGUUAUAUUGUUGUCCUGACUGAUUUUUCAUGUGGAUGUGGGAGACCAAGACAGUACCACUCUCCUUGUUCUCACUAUAUUGCAGCAGCUAGGCAUCGCAACUUUGACUACGAGACCAAGAUACCAUGGGAGUUGAGUGUUGAUAGCCUUGUGCUAACUUGGUCGCCCCGUUUUGAGCCUUUCCUAGAUGAGGGGCAGUGGCCAGAAUACAUUGGCCCAAGGUACAUUGCAGAUCCAGGUGCUCGCUGGAACAAACGUGGAACCAGAAAGCGUACGAGGCAUAAGAUGGUCAUGGACCAGAUUUCAGGUAGAACGAGGCGAGGGAGAGCAACCCCGUUUGUUACUGACCCCGAGCAAAAUCAAUGUGGCAAAUGUGGUAGACUUGGACACAACUCGCGUACUUGCCAUUGGCCGCUAAGUCAGGAUGGAGCAGUUCCACCUCCUGGAUCCAUACUACGAGGUGAAGCACCGAGGACGACUCACUGCCGAGGGGGCGGAACUACCCCCGCUUCGACCUCGAACGCAUGA
Molecule: messenger RNA, 2271 nt
Organism: Sorghum bicolor (sorghum)
Lineage: Eukaryota; Viridiplantae; Streptophyta; Magnoliopsida; Poales; Poaceae
Exons: 4
Coding region: 1-2271 (756 amino acids)
Molecular function (GO): zinc ion binding; nucleic acid binding
Source: RefSeq, a predicted model, not a curated record